AACCCCCCAUGUUUUGUGGAAAUAUAAUUACUCAUUUCAGUUACCAAACAAAGAGGGCAACACCCGUGUAGCACUUACACUUUCUGCUAUCUUCCAUCUUUUCAAUCUUUCCACGUAACAAAAUCAGAUUCAAUCUCAGAACCCAUUUUCUCGUUAAUUCUUGCCAUAAAAAAAAUGGAAAAGAAAAUCCUUGAUGUCGUACUAGUCCCUACAGGUCUCGUUAUAAUGAUCGCAUACCAUUUAUGGCUUCUCUACCAAAUCGUUAAACAUCCCACAAAAACUGUCAUCGGUGUCAAUUCAAUCAAUCGCCGUCUAUGGGUUCAAGCUAUGAUGGAGGAUGUAUCCAAGAAUGGGGUUUUGGCAGUGCAAUCAUUGAGAAACAACAUAAUGGCAUCAACUCUUUUGGCUUCCACUGCAAUUAUGUUGAGUUCUCUUAUCGCUGUGUUGAUGAGUAGCAGAAAUGAAGAAAGAGGUGUUGUAGCUGUGGUGUUUGGUGAUAGGACUGAGCUAGUUUUUAUUAGAUUUAAUUAUUAGAUUUAAUUCAUAUUUAAGUUUGUUAGAUAUUAGAUUUAAAUAUUAGAUUUGAUUCAUAUUUAAGUUUGUUAGAUAUUAGAUUUAAAUAUUAGAUUUGAUUCAAAUUUAAGUUUGUUAGAGGCUUAUAAAUAGGGUGUCAAUCAUUGUAACUUUUAAUCCUUUUUGUAGUCAUCAUUCUCUGAAUAAGAAUAUUUCCAUUCAUCAUA
Messenger RNA from Lathyrus oleraceus (garden pea), 740 nucleotides. RefSeq lists its product as uncharacterized. The record is from RefSeq and is a predicted model, not a curated record. The transcript has 2 exons. Lineage: Eukaryota; Viridiplantae; Streptophyta; Magnoliopsida; Fabales; Fabaceae. The coding region runs from base 175 to 534 and encodes 119 amino acids.